Chlorella variabilis is the source of this 207-nucleotide messenger RNA. RefSeq names its product expressed protein. Gene Ontology annotation, cellular component: Sec61 translocon complex. The record is from RefSeq and is a predicted model, not a curated record. The transcript is spliced from 3 exons. Bases 1 to 207 code for a protein of 68 amino acids. Gene Ontology annotation, biological process: intracellular protein transport. Lineage: Eukaryota; Viridiplantae; Chlorophyta; Trebouxiophyceae; Chlorellales; Chlorellaceae.
AUGGCAGGCCCCUUGGCCAAGCGCUCCGAUGGCGCGGUGUCUCGGCGGCGAAGCUCAGCGGCAGGGCGCGGCAAGUCGGGCUCUAGCUACUUUUACACAGACGCCUCCUCGGUCCUCAAGCUCUCGCCGCAAGCGGUGAUUGUGGCAGCUAUUAGCUUUAUCGUGUUUGUCUUUGUCCUGCAUAUCUUCGGCAAGCUGCGCAGCUGA